AUGGACAUAUUAAAAAUUAAUGCAACAAACUUAGUUAACAGUGUAGAACCUUUUGUUAGUGGACGCUUAGUAAACUAUAAAGCAAAUAUAAUAAUAAAAAAUGGAAUGCAACCAAGUUAUUUUGAAUCUCGACCCCUUUCAAUUCAUAUACAACCAUUAGUAAUAAAUAAACUUAAUAUAAUGAUACAACAAGGAUUGCUUAAAAAAGUUCCACCUGGUGGAAGCAAAUGGGCUUCACCACUUGUUGUUAUCAGAAAACAAGAUGGAGAUCUACGUAUAUGUACCGAUUACAAAAUAGGAGUUAAUCAAAAGAUUUGUUCAGAUUCAUACCCUAUUCCAAAUAUUAAGAAUGUAUUUCAUAAGAUAGCAGGAAUGAAGUACUUUGCCAAAAUUGACCUCAAGGGAGCAUAUCACCAAAUUGAGAUGGACAAAGAUGCACAGGAAAUAACAACAAUUAACACACCUAUCGGAUUGUUAAGAUGCUUGCCUUUUGGUAUAAAAACUGUGAGUGCUAUAUUUCAAAGAGCAAUAGAAUCUAUUGUUGGGAACAUUCCUAAUAUGAUUAUAUUUCAAGAUGAUAUAUGUGUUGGUGGAUAUGAGCUAUCUGAGAAGGGAGUUACUCCAGAUCAUAAUUUAGUUAACAAAAUACUCCAAAUCAGUCCUCCCAACGAUAAAAAAGAACUUGAAUCAUUUAUAGGAUUAGUAAACUUUUAUGGUCGACAUAUUGAAUGA
This is a messenger RNA of Hydra vulgaris (swiftwater hydra), 732 nucleotides long. Lineage: Eukaryota; Metazoa; Cnidaria; Hydrozoa; Anthoathecata; Hydridae. The record is from RefSeq and is a predicted model, not a curated record.